CAAAGAUGCUGACGAGGAAGAUAAAGCUCUGGGACAUUAAUGCUCACAUCACAUGUCGACUUUGCAACGGAUAUUUGAUUGAUGCUACCACAGUCACAGAGUGUCUACAUACCUUUUGUAGGAGCUGCCUUGUGAAAUAUCUCGAAGAGAAUAACACCUGCCCUACCUGCAGGAUUGUCAUUCACCAGAGCCACCCCCUGCAGUACAUAGGACACGAUCGUACAAUGCAAGAUAUUGUCUACAAACUGGUGCCUGGUCUCCAAGAAGCGGAAUUAAAAAAACAAAAAGACUUUUAUCAGAAACUUGGCCUUGAAAUGCCUGGAGAGGUGAAAGGUGAGACGUGCACAGCUAAACAACUGUUCGACACACUCCAUGACGGUGAAACAAAGCCAGAAGAUGAAUCAAAUAAACAGAAAAUGGAGGACAAGCCAGAGGAAGAACAUGAUUAUCACAGAAAUGACGAGCAGGUGAGCAUCUGUCUGGAGUGUAACAGCAGCAAACUGCGAGGACUAAAGAGAAAGUGGAUUCGAUGUUCAGCACAGGCCACUGUUCUGCACCUGAAGAAGUUUAUUGCCAAAAAACUCAACUUAACAUCAUUUAAUGAGUUGGAUAUUCUAUGCAAUGAAGAAAUCCUCGGAAAGGAUCAUACUUUGAAAUUUGUCGUUGUCACUCGAUGGAGAUUUAAGAAAUCGCCACUUCUGCUACAUUACAGGCCAAAAAUGGACCUACUAUGACAUCAAGUUUUAUUGCCAGCUGAACUUGAUAAGGUGCAACCUUUGCAGAGACUGUCACCCAGCACCCAGACAAUGCAUCACUGGAUCUAGCAUGUGGCACACACCAGCAAAACGCACAUACCAGAUCAGAGGUCCUGCUCAACUGGGACUGACUCAACAACAGCCUGCUUCUGUGCUCUCUCCUAACGUUGUGUUGGAAACGCUCAUGUUUAAGUGGGUUUACGUCAUAAUAUUAUUAUGAAAGGAUCAAAUGAAAUUGCACCGACACUUUUUAUACCUGGUUUCUAAAGACAAUGCAGUGUGCUGAAUUUGAUGUGUUAGGCGGCUUUGUUGUGGGCACAAGAAGUCUUUUCUAGUUUACAUUUUGACCUUUGCUUUAGCAGCUCUGUGAUUUGGAAAUGUUUUAAUGAUGCAGUUUAUUAAGCUGUGGGUUACUUUGGCUUUCUUAUUUAAAGGACCUUUGGAAUAAUUUUUGUAGUUUCAACUCAAAAAUUGUGGACUGAAGUUGGUAGAUUUUUAAAAAAAAUCUAAUUGUGUGAAAUUGCCCUGUUCACUGUUUGAACAAUAUUAACCCAUGAGUUUGUGACUUUAUGAAACACAGAGUCCACAUUUUUCAGAUAAUUCUGCUUCUAGGUGCAGAUUCAAGGUGAUAUUUAACCCUUGUUUCAAAAUUAAUCUUUUUUUUACAAUGCCAAUGUUCCAGUUUUGGGGAACUACAUUAUAGCAUUAUAUAAUGCACUACUCCCUGUCUGUUUCCUGGCCUUGAAGCUGUAGAAUUGGCAGCAUUCAGUAUGAGCACUGGUGAGAAACGUACUCCAGCAUCUGGUGGAAUCUAAUCUGCCUCUGCAAUUGCUUACAGCCAUUCCUAUUAGUCCCAUUCAUGGUCACAUGUCCCAUCAGCUAUAUUGCUGAAUAAGUAUUAAAUGGCCUAUUUAAAUUGUUUAAUGAAAGAUUUCUGUGGGAUUUCCAAGUCUUUCGGUGAGAUAGGUUGGUAGAUAGUUAAAAUUAUCAUUGUUUUUAUUGUCUGUUUGCAAUGACCAUAUAUCUUCCAUUGGGAUGUCCACCACUCUCCAAAAGGAUUUUCUCAGGAGAGAUGGUAUCUGCCCAUUACAUCCAUAUUAUUUUGAGACACUGUAAGAAAAGGAUUUGGUGUUCACCUGUGUUAAGAGAUGAAACUGUUGCUCCCGGUACUUUGAUACGAACACUAUUCAUAUGCCAGUUGGGAACAGUGGAAGACCUUGGCUGUGGGAGAGAAUAUCUGAUGGCAUUAGUGAGGGUUUAUCCUAUAUUAUUAAUGGCACAUUCUGAAGGAUUAUAUAUUUAUUGCAAAUUAUAUUAUAAUUAUGUGUUUUAGUUCUUGGUAUGUGGUGGGUUUUGUUUUGCACUGUGUACCAGGUUUCUAAGGUAAGCAGCCUCCUUUCUAAAAGGUAGUAUAGCAUUAGAGUUGUGCAUUCAUAUACCAGGGCAGAGUUAUGCUUGUACAGUGUGCUUGUAAAUAUUUUACUGUGUAUAACAUGUUGAUAUGGAAUGUCUGACCAUUGCAACUGUGUACAGUGACUCACAAAGUACUAUUUUUGGCAGCGAUAAUUAACAUUUUUAAUCUAGGCAGCAAGAAAAUUAACAAAAUUACAGCGUCUAUAAUUUUUAUGACAGAUUAAAUUAAAUAUUAUUUCAAAACUGUAUACAUGUUUUAAGGGAUCUCACAAGGAGGUUUUAAAAAGUUUGGUUACGUGGCUUGAAGGCAAAAUGUUCUCUAAUUUUCUUGUCGAGCAAACACUGAAGGACACUGCACUAACAGAAUGAACAGGCUUUUCUGUAGACAUGGUUCAGUGUUGCUGUAAACAGAACCUGUAGGACAAUAAAGAAACUUGCACAAUGGAAUACUCAUUUAUGCUCACCAUCCUUUUCACAAAUUUCAUAAUUACCAAUAGUCAAAACUGAUUCCACUUUAAAGUUGUUUGGACGCCCAUUUUAGUAGAUAGAUAGCUGUCUGUUUCAUUUUGAAAUCUACAAAUAAAUUGGAGUUUCUUUACAUUUUAGUAACUUUAGCUGAUUUCGACGCCACGGUAGCAUAGCAGUUAAUGCGACGUUAUUCAGCUCUGGGAAUUGGGGUUUGGAGUUCAGUUCUGGUAUCCUUUGUAAACAAGUUUGUAUCCUUCCCCUAACUGCAUGGGUUUCCUCUGGCCCUCCAGUUCCCUCUCUCAGUCCAAAGACGUACUGGUCAGUUUAAUUGUCCUGUGACUAGGCCAGGGUGAAACUGGUGGUCUCUUCCACACUGUCUAUCUAAAUUUAAGAAAAUAACUAAAUGUUUGGUGAAUGUUACAGAACAUUGCAAAGGGGCACUGAAGUGUAUUGGGUAGCAGGAGCCAGGCAUGGUCCGGUAGAAUUCAGAACUGUUCCUCCACUGUCACUGUAUUUCUUGUCCAUGACCACAGCUAAUUGAAACUAUGUCUUCCGUGUAAAAUCUGCACAAAGCAUAUGCGCCUUAUGCCUGAGAUUGAUAUUUAUUUAAAGUGUCUCAUUGGCCAUAAAGCCAAGAAAUUUUAAUAUGAACUUAUUUAGUGACAGUGCAGUCUUUCCCAUCAGCCCUAGCAUUUCACUUCACGUGUUCAUUCUGUCUGUGCUCUUUCCUUCAGUCGCAGAGCACCACAACAUAGAAACAGGUCCUUCAGGCCAUCUAGUCUGUGCCAAACCAUUCGAUGUCUCUUCUGCAGCUUUCCUCAGAAGAAGCUGGACUCAGUGAAAAUCCCUCCCCCUGUUCUGGAUACUUACUGGAGAUAACAUUUAUUAAUUGAACGGGUUUGGCUGCUAUUCCAACAGCUGUUUCACUGUUACAGCUUGUUUGACCAUCAUAGAGAACACUGAAUCAGCCACGUAAUCAUGCUGGGAUUUGCUGAAACUCUUGGUUGGUGGUCAGCUCAGGGCCACGGAACUCGGUGCUAAUGCAUUUCAUUACCAGAGGUAUUAAAUUCAGAGUGGUGGGGCUUAAACGUACCUGUGUCAUCUUACUCUACACCAUCUUCCAAAAUCCUUUUCUUUCAGAUUUGCAAAGGACUAGUUGUAGUCUGGUUUGUUGAGUGUUUAACACAAAAGGUGCUUGUGUUGCUUCAUUACCUGCAUUGGCUUUUGGAAGAAUGGUGCUUGAAGCACGAGGUUGACAGUGUAGAGUUGGACUGGUAUGGGCAGCUUUAGAGUAUACAACAGAAUUCACGUUGCUGAGGGUGAAAUACUUUUCUGCACCACAGGUAGGAAAGCUAUGGAGAUUGCAUUUUAGUACGUUGGGUUUGUAUUAUUAUUUAUGUAGUCAUUUCUUUGCAGAACAAAAAAAAGCCAAGAUAGUUUACUGUAUCAGUGUGAAAAACUACAGCAGACACAUUGUUUAAUUUUAAUGAACUCUUGCAUAGAUUUAACUGGUAUCAUUGAACAAGUCAGACAAAAGAUAUGAGUGCCUUUUACAAAAUCUUGUCCGUCUAUAGACGUUGUAGUGAAUGGUCCCUUUGACGUAUUUCCAAUAACCAAUCAGUGGUUAAUGAAGAUCACAGUAUAUGGAUGCCACAAGUUUUAGUGGGGAGGUUUUCCUGUCCUGAGAAGAGCUGUGUGAAAUGUAUCAUUUCAAACUGUUUUAAGUAAGAAAGCCAAAGUGAAGUGAAGAUGACAAAGCUGAGGAAGCCAGCAUUUGGAAUUUUUGAUUUUCAAUGCUGACAUAAUGUUUGGUGUAACAGUCCAAAACUACAUUCGUUAAGACUGUGAAGGUAGGUAUUGAUUUUGAGUUCUGUUUUGUUAAUGCUACUGGAUGAGUGAACAAUUUAGAUGGGACUUGUUCAGAAUGAGAAUAUUUUAAAUCUUAUAUAUUUGCUCCUCAUCUGUUGUUCAAAUGGGAGUACUAUGUGACAUUAGAUGAAGGUAGUCUGAACUGUUUGCUCAUCCUGUUUACCUGUUAUGUUGUUUUUGAUACGGAAAGCAUAAUGUCUCUGUAUGGAUCUCUCUAUGCGGUAUCAAAAUCGUAUUAUGUAUACCACCUGUUACUCCAACAUGAAUCAGUGCUUUUCAAAGGUAAUAUUGUAAGUGGGCCUUUAAAAACAGUUGGCUGGGUCUGAGAAUUAUUAUAUACUGUCUAACUUUAUUUUCUGUUGAGCUUUGCAUCUAUGAUCUGCUUCAUUGUCAUAGUAACACCAGAGCAAAUGAACUUGCAAUAAGCUUUGCAACCAAUUUAACCUGAAUUGCUGGGUACAUUUUUAAGCUCUCUGGUACAGUGAGGUAUUUCUGUGGGAUUAGGCACAAUAUUUACAGCAGCAGUUUGCAUUAGGAACUGAGUUAAUGUUUUUAUUGCUUUAAUCUUUGCAAUAAUUCCCUCAUGGUUGACAAUGUCCAUGUUUCACACCUAUUUUGACUUAAAUCUUUAAAAACCUCUCUUUUAAUGUUAAGGGAAUAUAGUGUGUAUUCUCAGCAAAUGGUGGGUAGGGAAAUGUAGUUGAGUGCUUACAGGACCAUAAGACUGCCCAUCUUGUUUAGUGAGGUUGUGGCUGAUGUGUGUUCAAGCUAUAUAUCAACCUUUAUCUAACAUAAACUUUAUUAACAUAAUCUUUCAAUCUCAGAUUUGAAAUUAAAAAUAAUGUAUCAUCAGUUGUGAUUGAUAAUUGAGUUCAAGUUCAUUUUAUUGUGUAUACAGCCAAAUGAUUGAAACAAUGUUCCGCUGGACCAAGGUGAGCAUAGUACAUGUAACUCACACAACACAUAAAGUUUUAUUACCGCCAAUAAAUUAACAAAUAAUAAGGUGCAUAUACGAUACCAGUUAAGUCUAAUUCUACUGGUGCUUCAUACUUGAAGCUCCUGUCUUUCACUGUAGCUUAAAUAUAAAAUUGUUCUCUUGCUUUGCUGUUGAAUGGGUUCAUUCUAAUUUUCUACCCUGUGUUUCAGUCAUAGACUCCCCAAUCAACAGAGAUAGUCUCUUUGCCAAUGGUACCAUUUGCUAUAUUGAAUGAUAUCAUCCUUUAUUUUUCUGAAGUUUAGGGAACUUGUCCUUUAUUUUGGUUAUUUUUAAAAUUUAACUUUUGGCAUUGGGAAAUUAUUCUGGUAAAUUUGUACUGCAGACCUCAAAAGCCAAUACAUUGUUAAAGGGUGCUAUCCGGAACUGCUUAUAACACUCUGGCUGAGGUCUAACCAGGAUUUUAAUUGGCACUGAUAUGGUGUUUCUCCUAUCUUUCUGUGUUCUGUUUCUUUGGAUAGGCUAACAUUCCAGUAGAUUUUGAUUAUUUCUGUGACAUUUUAAUGAUCCCCUCUGUGAACUUCCAUCUCUUUUAGCCUUGCACUGUUUAGAAAUUUCUCACUGGUCCAGGGAGAAUGAGCUGCUCUGUAACCUAUAGUGUUAAUGCUAUUAUUUGCACUGUUUACAGUCUUGGCUUCCUCUCUUUCCAUCGAAGCCAUUACCAAAAACAGAGAAGAGUUGUUUUACAGGCCACUGCCUGUAUUGCAUUUGCUUGUUAUCUUGCCACUUCCUUAACCUGACCAGUACUGUAUUUGAUUCCAACGCUGAAGCUUUUGCAUUGGUUAACUUUGCAAUGAUAUUUCUCUGUUCACUACUUCAGGGAAUUGGAUCAGCUUUUGGGACAUGACCAUCCUUCACAAAUCCACUCUGGCUGUCAUUCACUGCCCCUAUGUUCAAUCACUUACUCCAUCCAGAGCUCAAUUCCCUGGCUACAGAUGAUAUACAAUUCCCUGCUCUCUUAAAUAAUGAAGCAAUCUGCACAAUUCUUCCAGUUUAUAGGAAAAAUUCCCAAAUCAAGGAAAAUGCAGAUUUCUGUUGGAUUCUGAAAGGUUCUAGCCUGGGUUGGAACCUGCUUGGUCCUGGUGAUUUGUUGCUCGUUAUUAUAUUAACAUUGAUUUCUUUAUGCAUAACUUUUUGUGAGCCUCUGCCCAGCUGAGAUUGAUUUUUUUUUUUGUUUCCUUGGGAUUAUCUUCCUCUGUUGUAAAUACUGAUGCAAAGUAUUUUCAUUCAACAUUUGCCCUUUCUUCUUGCCUAGACAUUAUUUUCAUGAAAUUUUUUUAGUAAUAAUGUUAUUCAUACUGGCAAAAUUUUCAUGUAUGUUAUUGAUGGGUGGAUAACCUGUUUAAAUCCUGUGUAAUUCUAGCAUUCUGGUUGUGGGAAUCUAUCUGUCUGCUUCCAAGAAUCUUGGCAUUUAAAGGGGAAAAUGGAACGAUAGCUACAGUUCUAUUUUCUGUGCACCGUAUUUUCAGCCUGAUUUCAAAGCUUGUAUGUAUUGUAUAAAUGCAGUGCUUAUAGACCAACCUGUAGUGUUGAGUGAGCGUGUUCUUGGAGAAAGAUUAUUUUACACCUCCUGUAAUGAAUGAUUUCUUGUGGAAUUCUGCUUCAGCGGGGCUGAGUGAAAAUGCAAUUCAUGCUGUGAAUGCUGAGGGAAUGAAAGCGUGCUCUUGUGCAAAAAGCUAUCACUGGGCACCAUAUGAAUACAAAAACAGUCCAAAUUCACAGUGUAUCUGUCUGACUUUCAACAGGAUGGUAAUUGUUGGGGUGAGGGCGUCAGUCAGGGAGUGAACACAGUGAGUUGUCCUCAAAGUGCUAUCUUGCACCUGUAAUUCAUAGCACAGGAUAUUAAAGCAUAGAGAUCGUUUGGUCCGUCGAGUCUGUUCCAGUUCAAUGCAAGAAGUAUCACCAUUCCCACCAGCACAAUAGCCCAGCCCAUAGCCCUGUGAGUUCUCGCCUUCCCCGGAAUCAUCCAGUUCCCUUUUCAGACCUGAUCCUUCCCUUGAUCGGCCCUUUCUAUACCCUGUUGUAACCCCUUCAGAACUUGCUCUGAAAACAAUCCCAGCUUUUCUAGUCUUUCCAUCAUCCAGAAAUAUAUGAAUAGAUCUCUCUUCAAAGUCUUGGCAUCUCUCUCUAUCAACAAGCAACACACACAAAAUGCUGGAUGAACUCAG
Messenger RNA from Mobula hypostoma (lesser devil ray), 7667 nucleotides. Its product is annotated as polycomb group RING finger protein 3. The transcript is spliced from 8 exons. The record is from RefSeq and is a predicted model, not a curated record. Bases 6 to 734 code for a protein of 242 amino acids. Lineage: Eukaryota; Metazoa; Chordata; Chondrichthyes; Myliobatiformes; Myliobatidae. Gene Ontology annotation, cellular component: PRC1 complex. Gene Ontology annotation, biological process: regulation of transcription by RNA polymerase II.